UUGAUGCACACAGGGCUUAACCGUUGGCUGGAGACCCACACAUUUCUAUUAGCGUGUAUCUGGGCACCAUACAGAGAUGCACCUCUUCAUCAGAUGACCUGAAUGUCCAAUGUGAAGUCAGGUUCGUUAGUUGAGCCACAGGUGCGCCUAAGCCUCCUAUUUCAACGGGAUCGAAGGAGUCAGAUUGCAGUGAGCCUUGAUUUUGUUCUCGUAGCAUGUGGAGGCGAGCUAGUUCUCAUUCGUCCAAGAGGAUGUUCCGAUCUCAAAAGUAGGUUCCCCAACGGACAUGACGAAACACCGUCUUCGGGGGGGGCUGGGCAUGAUUUUGUCAAAGAAUCGAAUACUUCUGUAGAUGAGACCUUUCCAGUAAUCUUUCCAAAAAACCCAGCAGUUCUGCUCAUGGCUACAGCUAGAACGGCUCGGUGCCCAAAGAAGCAGUCGACGUACAGAACUCUGGCGUUUGCUUUUCUUCGAAAGAAAGCCGGGAGUUCAUCUUACAAAAAACGAAAGAGAAAAUAAGCGAACAGAGAUGAUGACAGCCACAUCGUAGGUUAGAUUCAAAGUGAUAAGAAAAAGUGAACUGUGUGACCUCUGUCCACGAUAAUGGACAAUUUCUGACGACGCGGUUUUGUUGGAUUGAGGCUGAGAUACCAGAAAGCCGACAAGGAAGAUAGCAUAGUGGUUUAGAUUCAGCUUUUCAGCUACAGGUCACUAAGUAAAAGCAUUUUUGAGCGGAGGUAAAAGCAAAGUCAUGAAAGAUUCUAGAUUGAAUUUCAGAAAGUGAUCAAGCUGAAAAGGGUGCCCUACGAUUAUCUUCGAUACCUGGAAAAUGAUUGGGGCGCAGACGCCGGACUCGGCCAAACUGUCCGGUUACCUCGUUGAAGUCAUCUAUCAUCUAGAAUCAUGGUUCCUAAUCGAAGUCAGUUAUGCACGGCAAAAGAUUCAAUAUCCGUAGUACCUCGUUGCUUCCCAUGUUGUGUAUUCGUUCGAGUCAUCAGAGAAUUUUCUCACAACUUGGACUAGGUUCCCAUCACCUGACCAAACGGUCCAACAUAUCCUCUUGGAUAAAAACAAGUACGAUCGAAGGUCCUAAAGAUGAUGUACCAAGAUAAGCUUGAAAACUCCACCUGACGAAGGAGGUGGUUGAUGAUCACUUAUGCUCAUUGGAUGAGACUUCUCCACAAUGGGUUUCACAACUAUUGCGUUGAAAUCAUCAAGAUGGAGAGACAAAGAGAGUCUCAGGGCGACAGGGAGGAAGGAAGGGGGGUAAGUACGAGGAUCCGGACUCUGCAGCGCCGUUGAUCACGAGGUAAAGACGAAUGAAGCCGGAAAGUGGAAAAGUGGGAACGCUCGAACAACGUGACAAGGAGAAACAUUGAAGAGUCCGUACUGAACUCCCUGACCUCUGAACAGUAUGCCUGACCGAUCGGCAGCUCCUUUGAAACUGGUGAAAGAGUUCCAAUAUCAGCUCACACCGUACUGCCAACCUGUUUCGGCAGCUUUUAGCCACGGAAUUAUUACAGAUGUUCAGACUACAUAUGGGGCUCGAGACUUUCAACUGAAGGUCGCGCUUCAAGCUCUCGUUACAUUGAGCAUGUCACGGCUGAAACUCUGAAGAGUCUGAACAGGACCUUCAGUGUGAAAUUUACCACGUGUCAUCAGAUAGACCGGGAAAUAUGUAAGGAUUUUCAAGCCAGUAAGGUCAUCAGCCUCGGCACCGCGAAUGCUCUCGGUUGCGAGCGAAUAGAGAGAGGCCUAGAGCCUGCGACCACGAUUAACUGCCGGAUGUGAGCCAGGCCAGUCAUAUUCCGAUGGUGUGGCACAAGUCGGCAAUUCUGAACAACAGCCACCGAGCUAGAGCUGAACAAAGGUGAUUGAGCUGUCUAGAGAUAGCUAGGCACUGUGGAGACUCUGUGAGUGCUAAGAUUUAUGAAGCCUGUCUCGUGGAUGAGUUCAGAUGUGAUGCACUUUCAAGUAUGCUUCUCCCCAGCUUUUCGUUUCGGAUUUAAGACACGCAGAGCAACGUGCGAACUGCACGCGAAUAUAAAAGCCUGAGUGUGAUCUAAAGAAACGGCGAGAGAGUCCGAGACAGGAAAAGGACGCGAUAUAAAAUUCGUCUUGAGCUGAAUACGGGAGUGAGAUCACAGAUGCCCACUGAACCGCUACACACCUUCACCACGCUCUGGAAAUACGUGCUUUACAGCUGAAGAUCAUUCACGUAUCAUUAUUUGGAUAUCCAGCGUAAAACCACCACCACCAUCCAUGUACCAGCAUGCUCGCAGUUCGCAGGUCUGCAUUGGGCUACAUUGGAAUGGAAAGAUACAAACAAAAGCAGGUUUUCCGCGCUUUCAGAUCCUGAUCUAGAAGUCCGUAUAUGAUGCAGAGAUGACCGUAUGUUUUUUGUACAAGCCUAAUGAUAGCAAAGUUUCUGUGUGUGUCCGUUCUCGUCACAACAUAUGCUGUACAGCCAAAGUACGCUAGGUUUUUGUAGAUUUGACGUUGGAGGCCGUAGUAUAUUCGCGAAUCCUGUCAGGAAGAUGCUAUAUCGGUGAUGCAGCUGUCUUUCUCGCCCGAGGUCAGGGCCUCAGUAGUGGACAAUGUUUAUGCUUCGAACGAAGAAAUAUGAGGAAAGGAGGGCUCAGUUCGUUCGCACUGGAACCGAUUAUUGUCGUUUAUUGAGCUCGUAGUUGUCAGGGAAUCGUAUGAUUCUCUCUUCUUCAUUGUACGGUUAACUGGAUUAACUUAGCAGAGAAUCAUGCAAGUGUUCACGUGAUCCUCAAUUUUAUAGAAAAAUUG
Messenger RNA from Marchantia polymorpha subsp. ruderalis, 2796 nucleotides. The record is from the annotation of a GenBank genome assembly. NCBI's taxonomy places the organism in Eukaryota, Viridiplantae, Streptophyta, Marchantiopsida, Marchantiales, Marchantiaceae.